Messenger RNA from Lingula anatina, 2328 nucleotides. RefSeq lists its product as uncharacterized. The record is from RefSeq and is a predicted model, not a curated record. NCBI's taxonomy places the organism in Eukaryota, Metazoa, Brachiopoda, Lingulata, Lingulida, Lingulidae.
GCUAAAAGAUGAGCGAUAUAACUAUCAAAUAUAAAGAUUUAACCAGGCAAGACCAGGCAGUGUCCCUGCGAUUGUCUGACAGAGCUACGGUCGGUGAGGUCAAAAAUGAAAUAGAAACCAUCACUGGCAUUCCCCGAGGACAACAGACAUUAUUUCACGGACAAAAAGUUCUAAGAGACGCGGACACACUGUGUGACUUGAGCAAUCCAGACAAUGCAACAUUAAAGCUGCUUCCGCGUGAAAGUAUUACAGUCAACGUCCAAAACAAACAAGGGCGGACUGCUUCCUUCCGGGUGAGAUUGUCUGACACUGUGUCUUCCGUGAAAAUGAGAAUACAGCAGGAAGCAAAUUUAUUUCUUGGAGACCGGCAUCUCUCGUAUGCAGGAAGGGAGAUGGCUGACGACCUCGCCCUGUCUGCUUAUGGACUCAAAAGCGGCUCAAUCCUGACGUUUGAUGAAGAAAAAACAGAAUGUUAUUCAGAAUUUGCCGACGGAGACCUAAGUGAGGACAGUGGUAUUUUAGAUUCAUCCCCAGUGGAAUCAGACAGACAAUACAGUGAGACAGAGCUGCAGUUACAAAAUUAUCUCCAACUAGUGCAAGACGAACUCCAGACUGUGACGGCGCGUGUGGCUCAACUUGAGGAAAACCUGUCGCAAGUUAAAAAAGUACAAGAAGGCGAGAAGGAGGAGAGACUUAAACUACAAAAAGAACUUGAGGAAUCGGAGAGUAUUAGAAAGCAAUUUAUGCAGUCGUUUAAAGUUCACCAGACAUUGGUGGACUGGGUAGAUAGUAAACUGAAGGGCAUUUCCGAAAUGUCCGAUAAGAAUUUGAAAGUUGAAAUUAAAUCAAUUCGCCAAGACUUCACAAAGAAAAUGUCCGAACUCGCCCAUACUGACAACGCCUUAGCGGAAUCUCUGGUAAGAAAUAAACUGGAGUCGCAAAAAGGAGAUGAAUUCGCGAGUUGCUUUCAUUUGAAGGAAUGCAAAGAUUUGAAAAUGCUGUGUAGCAGAAUUUUGCUUAAAGCUACAUAUACUACUGUCACGGACAAAGAAAACGAGAAAUUUAAUUCCCUGUUGGAGCACUAUAUCCAUCCUAUCUUCUUGAAAUACGUGAAACUUGUCAAUAAGUAUAUGCAACACGUUGUACAGAAUACCUUCGAAGCGACAGCUGAUCAAAGACGAGAUUGUUUUAAUUCUAAUGAUUUGAAAGUAUUGGUGACAUUACUUGAAAGUAAUUUUCUAAAGACAGCUGUUGGUAAUAAACUUGAUGCGCAUCUUGCUGUAUGUCGUUUGCGCAAUACACUGGAGAGAAAAUCAAAGCUUGGACGAAAAAAGGGAAAUGAUAAAACAACAGAAGAUUUAUGCAAACGUCUCGACGCUAUUUUGGCGUAUGUUUGUCCAUUGAAAGAGGAAGAGUACCACCAAUUUCAUCGAGAGAGAGGAACCGAAAACAUCCCUCCGUUUAAAAAAAUUAAUCCGACAAGGUCAUGCUAUGUCCAUGCCCUUCUACAUGAAGUCCUCGCGCGGCCUGAUGCUCUUCAUUUGGACGUGAGAGCCCCAAUGGAGCUGGAGGUAGACAUCUCUGGGGACGUUUGGGAGGGGACGGAAGAACACGAGAGAAUUUUCACUUGUGGAGAAUUCAAGGCGAGGAUCAAAGGAAAUGGAGCCAAGGCAAAAGAACAGACAACGAACUAUGUGAAGAUCGUAGCUUUUAUUUGUAAUUGUCUGGACCUUCGCCUGGUGAAAGCCAAGUGUAUGUUAUAUUAUUUGUUUGGGAGAGAGGCAGUUACUGAAAAGCCUGUUCACGAACAAUUAUUGUAUACUUUCGACCAGAAAAGUCGACAUAUUUGUUUUGUAGAUGAGAGAGAGAACCAUGAAGGUGGGGAUGCAGUUGAGAAGCACGCUAUUUGUGUGGUGUAUGAAAAAAUUAAAAUGUAAUAAUUUUGACCUGUGGCCUGUUGCUGGUUAUGCAUGAUUUCAAAAAAUUAUUACAUAUCAAUUAAUCGGUAUCAACUGAGAAAUGUUAGCUAUGCGUAUGCUCUUUUCAGAUAUUCACAGCUAGUUCUUAUUCUCAUCAAGCGCUUCUCAUUAUGACACGAAAUGGAUGUCUGUGAAAUAUGCUUUUGUCAUUCUCAUACCAUUUAAUAUCAUUUUUGUAAAUAAAAACUGAAAACAUCAUGUUAACAAGUUAUUUAGGUUUUUGUCAGAUUUUAUAUUUUACAUUAUUUGCCAAUUCAUGUUUUUGAGUCUUUCACUUAACGAAAAAUGAUCAUUUACUCAAUUGAUUUUCGUAAAAAAUAAAGGAUCAUUGACAUGAUUUUGAGACAAA